CAAUAACAAUUCUGUAAUAGCCCAUACGCCCACAGAAAAUUGCAUUGGCAGAUAAAGACGGGCAGAGAGAUAUAAGUUAUAGCCAAAAGGCUUAAGUACAAACUACCGUCACGGUAGGUUGAAAAGGAGUAGUUUCACAGCCGCCUUUAUCACCGUUGAUCUGAUCAAUCACACCCAAAUUCUCUUGUUAUUUAGCCUUGGCGUUAACUUUCACCAUUCGAGGACACUCGGAGAGCACUGCCAGUCCCACCUGACCGACUCUCUAUUAUUCACAUAGUGACGAGCGGAGUUGAGAGCUAAAAAUGCCUGGACUGAGGGCGCCUUCUGAUUAUGCGCAAGAGCCUCCUCGCCACCCUGCUCUCGUAGUUAAUUCCAAGGAACCUUUCAAUGCUGAGCCACGCCGUUCAGAUUUAGUUUCAUCUUAUGUGACACCAGUGGAGUUCUUCUAUAAGAGGAAUCAUGGACCAAUUCCAAUAGUCGAUGAUGUAGACAAAUAUAGUGUUUAUAUCACUGGCCUAAUCGGAAAUCCCAAACAGCUGUUCAUGAAAGAUAUCUGGAAGCUUCCAAAAUAUACUGUUACUGCAACUUUACAGUGCGCUGGCAAUAGGAGGACUGCCAUGAGCAGAAUUCGAAAGGUUAAAGGAGUUGGAUGGGACGUUGCUGCAAUAGGAAAUGCUAUUUGGAGUGGGGCCAAAUUGGCUGAUGUUCUUGAACUUGUUGGAAUUCCUAAGUGCUCGCAUGCAACACCAUCUGGAGGAAAACAUGUUGAAUUUGUAAGCAUUGACAAGUGUAAGGAAGAGAAUGGAGGCCCCUACAAAGCAUCAAUUCCAUUAAGUCAGGCAGCAAACCCUGAGGCUGAUGUUUUACUGGCUUAUGAGAUGAAUGGAGAGACUCUUAACAGGGAUCAUGGAUAUCCAUUGCGUGUCAUUGUCCCUGGUGUUAUUGGUGCUCGUUCUGUCAAAUGGCUUGACUCGAUCAACAUUAUAGCUGAGGAAUGCCAGGGAUUUUUUAUGCAAAAGGAUUAUAAAAUGUUUCCACCUUCAGUCGAUUGGGACAAUAUCAAUUGGUCUACAAGGAGGCCACAAAUGGAUUUUCCAGUUCAGUGUGCAAUAUGUUCUCUGGACGAUGUAAACAUGGUAAAGCCUGGAAAGAUAACUAUCAAGGGUUAUGCAGUGUCAGGAGGGGGUCGUGGCAUAGAGAGACUAGAUGUCUCGAUUGAUGGUGGCAAAACUUGGGUGGAAGCCUCCAAAUUGCAGAAACCUGGCAUCCCAUACAUUUCUGAUUCUGAAAGUAGUGAUAAAUGGGCAUGGGUGCUAUUUGAGGCUGAAGCUGACAUCCGUCAGAGCACUGAGAUAGUUGCCAAAGCAGUGGAUAUAGCCGGUAAUGUCCAACCUGAAAAUGUAGAAGUCAUUUGGAACUUGAGGGGGAUACUUAACACCUCAUGGCAUCGGGUUCAUGUUCGCAUAGGCCACUCAAAUCUAUAGGUAAAGCAAGGAGUUGCUCAGAAACAUCCCAUUCUGCAUGAUCAAUAAUCAAGUUUGAUCUACUAGUGUUGUAAAUGCCCAGAAACAAUUUAACUGCAGAGAGAUGUGGCUGGAGCUGUUUAUGGAAAAUAAAAUUGGCCAAGAGAUUGCGUUCUUUCUUCACUGUGGCUUUUAACUCUUUGCCAUUUGAUCUGCUUUCCCCGCUGACACUUUUCGACUGCAAAUCGAAGAAAUAAUGUUUUGUCUCCUUAUCUCCUUACUCGUGUAAGGACAAUUGUGUCAGGAGUAUGUGGUUUUAAGUGCCCUGAUUUUGUUCCUUUUCUUUAACUACUUUGUCUUUUUACAGUACAUUAUAAUAUCUCGUUACCAUGUUCUAUGGUUCCAGUG
Molecule: messenger RNA, 1871 nt
Organism: Sesamum indicum (sesame)
Lineage: Eukaryota; Viridiplantae; Streptophyta; Magnoliopsida; Lamiales; Pedaliaceae
Product: sulfite oxidase
Biological process (GO): sulfur compound metabolic process
Cellular component (GO): mitochondrion
Molecular function (GO): heme binding; molybdopterin cofactor binding; sulfite oxidase activity
Source: RefSeq, a predicted model, not a curated record